AUAGAUCACUAAACAAUUCAACAGUUCGCUCUUUGUUUGUCGCGGCUAUUUUUGAGCUGCCGAGGGAAGAAUAGCAAGCGAUUGGACCGGGAUAGAUGAGUUCAGUGCAGGCCUUGAAUUCGUGUGGUGGCGGUUGCUGUAGGAUAGGGGCGGAGUCGGUGCUGGAGGGGGCGAGUUUGGCUGAGCUGAAGAAGUGGCUGAGGAUUGAGCCGUUCGUGAGCACUGCCAGGAGGAGGGGGAGGUUCGUGCCGAGCGCGCUGGACGCGUGGGAGGAGAGUUCGCUGGGAGGCAUAUGUGAGAAGGGGUGUGUAGAGAGGGGCUCGCCCUGCGGGUUAGACGCGUGGGGAGGAGAGGCCGACCGAGUGGACGACAGAUGCGAGGAGAUGGAGUACUAUUUGAGGCUUAGAGUGGCUGAGAAGGUGGAGAGGUGGAUGGGUUGCUCCGUGGAGUACGUGAAGAGCGAGAAGGAGUGCAGAAUGGUUGGGCUAGAGGCGUUGAGCGAGAGGUGUGUGGCGUCGUUUGCGGUGGUGAAUAUAUGUAAGGUGGUGGAUAAAUACUUAUUAUGGAGAAGAACGAUGCCGAGGGUGGAGCCUUUUUAUGCGCUGAAGGCGAAUCCGGACAUGGCGAUAGCUUCAGCGUUGAGCUUUUUGAAUGUGGGGUUCGAUUGUGCGAGUCAGGCGGAGCUGAAACAGGCUCUGAGCCUGCCGGGGGUCGUGCCGGAGAACGUGAUUUUCGCCAAUCCGUGCAAGCAGCUGGAACACAUUUUGUGUGCGAAGGAGUGCGGCGUGGCGAUGAUGACGUUCGACAACGAAUACGAGCUAGAGAAAAUCGUGUCGUGUUAUCCUAGGGCGCAGUUGGUGUUGAGGCUGUUGCCGGACGAUUCUCACUCUCUGAUGCCGUUCGGCGCGAAGUUCGGCGCGUCGUUCGCGGAGUGUCGCAGGUUGCUGGAGCGCGGGAGGCAACUGCGCGCCAACAUCAUAGGAGUGAGCUUCCACGUUGGAAGCGGCUGUUAUUCGGCGGCGGCGUGGGUGGAGGCGCUGAGGCUGGCCAGGAGGGUGUUCGACGAGGCCCAAAACCACCUGUACUGCUUCCGCCUGCUGGACAUAGGCGGCGGGUUUCCCGGAAGCGAGGAAGGCGAGCUCAAGCUGAGCACCAUCGGGCCGGCGGUGAACGCUGCCAUCAAUCAGUGGUUCGAGCCGUGUGUGCGCAUCAUAGCCGAGCCGGGGAGGUUCUUCUGCACGGAGGCGGUGGUCCUUGUUUGUCGCAUCAUAUCGAAGCGACAGAGACUGGUGCUGGGCGACGACGAGUCCCAAACGCCGGAAGUCGAGCAUCAGUAUUACCUUACAGACGGCAUUUACGGGUCGAUGAACUGCGUCGUCUUCGACCACGCGAAACUUGUUCCGCAGCUUCUUGCCGCCGACAUCUACAACAGGCCGCCUCGCCGCACGACGCUGUGGGGACCCACCUGCGACUCAAUCGACGUUCUUCUCAAAGGGAUUUUGUUUCCAGAGGCCCAUGUCGGCGAGUGGAUCUAUUUCAAAGACAUGGGUGCCUACACAACUUCUGCUGGAUCCACCUUCAACGGGUUCCAGAGGCCGACUCCCGUCUACAUUGCCAAUCCGCUCCCGUCGUGACUGCCUCGCGAUGGCGACCCUUGGAAGCCCUCUGAAUAGAGUUUUAUUUUUGUUCUCGA
Messenger RNA from Schistocerca gregaria, 1693 nucleotides. Its product is annotated as antizyme inhibitor 2-like. Gene Ontology annotation, cellular component: cytoplasm. Bases 96 to 1634 code for a protein of 512 amino acids. Gene Ontology annotation, molecular function: ornithine decarboxylase activity. The record is from RefSeq and is a predicted model, not a curated record. The transcript has 4 exons. NCBI's taxonomy places the organism in Eukaryota, Metazoa, Arthropoda, Insecta, Orthoptera, Acrididae.